Molecule: messenger RNA, 432 nt
Organism: Cylindrotheca closterium
Lineage: Eukaryota; Bacillariophyta; Bacillariophyceae; Bacillariales; Bacillariaceae
Source: the annotation of a GenBank genome assembly
AUGUCCGAAUCAUCCUCCAACGAUAGCUCCACCCACCGCGACAGCGAUCUAUCAGAUAUGAGCGAACGAUCUUCCGUUUCCUUUGGAACCGUCGAGUUCCACGAACAUGCCAUUGUUUUGGGAGACAAUCCUUCGACAAGUUCUGGCCCUUCUCUGGAAAUUGAUUGGGACGUUCAAAACAAUCUCACAUUGCCAGUGGACGAUUACGAAUCCCAUCGCAUGCCACGAAGAUCCAAAGAUCAACUCAUCAUGCCGAUGCAAAUGCGAACCGACAUGUUGUUGGAUCAAGGAUACUCAUUGCGAGAGAUUCGAGAAACCUCGGCCAAGCGAAGAGACUCGUCGAAGGGUUUCGGUGGCGGUGCCAAGUCAAUGAUUCCCAAGAAGCUCUCCAAGUUGCUACCCACGAGGAGGCGGGGCAGCAAGACCAACUAA